Molecule: messenger RNA, 2415 nt
Organism: Cydia strobilella
Lineage: Eukaryota; Metazoa; Arthropoda; Insecta; Lepidoptera; Tortricidae
Gene: amon
Product: neuroendocrine convertase 2
Exons: 14
Coding region: 27-2000 (657 amino acids)
Biological process (GO): peptide hormone processing
Cellular component (GO): membrane; neuron projection
Molecular function (GO): serine-type endopeptidase activity
Source: RefSeq, a predicted model, not a curated record
GGCGAGUAUGAGGCGAGAUUGGCUGAAUGGAGGAUGUGCGGCGCGCGUGCGCGGAUCGCAGGUCGAUAGUGGUGACGUCAGAGGAAGACAGGCCUCAGUCAGCCGCUGCCGGCCACAGCGUUAUCAUGUGGUUACAAUGCUUGGCCGUGACGGUCCUUAUAGCCGCGGCUUCAUCCUCCGAGGUCUUUACCAACUCAUUCCUGGUGCGAUUCAAGCGGUCCGUGGGGCACGAGGAGGCGAGCCAGGUCGCGGCGCGCCACGGCUUCGACAGCCUCGGCCCGCUGCUGGGUUCGGACACGGACUGGCACUUCGCGCACCGGGGCCUCCCGCACGCGCGCCCGCGCCGGUCCAUCUCGCACACCAGGCUGCUGAAACAGCACCCUCUUAUCCACACAGCAGUCCAGCAGCCCGGUUUCAAGAGGGUAAAGCGCGGGUUCCGCCCCCUCCGCCUGCCGGAAACCGCGCCCGCCGACGAGCCUAGGGACCCCUACUUCCCCCUACAAUGGUACUUGAAGAACACGGGGCAGAACGGCGGCAAGCCCAAGCUGGACCUAAAUGUGGAGGCGGCCUGGGCGCUGGGGUACACGGGCGUCAAUGUCACCACCGCCAUCAUGGAUGAUGGUGUGGAUUAUAUGCACCCAGAUUUGAAAUAUAAUUACAAUGCUGAGGCGUCCUACGACUUCAGCAGUAACGACCCGUACCCUUACCCGCGGUACACGGACGAUUGGUUCAAUAGCCACGGCACGAGGUGCGCUGGUGAGGUCGCCGCGGCGCGCGACAACGGCGUCUGCGGCGUCGGCGUCGCGUACCACUCUAAAGUUGCUGGAAUCCGGAUGCUCGACCAGCCUUACAUGACGGAUCUCAUAGAGGCCAACUCGAUGGGGCACGAGCCGCACAAGAUCCACAUCUACAGCGCGUCGUGGGGCCCCACGGACGACGGACGCACCGUCGAUGGCCCGAGGAAUGCCACUAUGAGAGCCAUCGUCAGGGGAGUCAAUGAGGGUCGUAAUGGUUUGGGCAACAUCUACGUGUGGGCGAGCGGCGACGGGGGUGAGGACGACGAUUGCAACUGCGACGGCUAUGCUGCCUCCAUGUGGACCGUCUCUAUUAACAGCGCCAUCAACGACGGCCAAAACGCACACUAUGACGAGUCCUGCUCGUCAACUCUGGCUAGCACGUUCAGUAAUGGUGCAAGGGACCCAAGCACCGGUGUUGCCACCACUGACUUGUAUGGCAAGUGCACGGCGACACACUCCGGGACGUCCGCGGCGGCGCCUGAGGCCGCUGGGGUCUUUGCUCUAGCGCUUCAUGCCAACCCGAGCUUAACUUGGCGGGACAUUCAGCAUCUGACCGUGUUGACUUCAAAGAGGAAUUCGCUUUACGAUGCAAAGGGCCGCUUCCACUGGACGAUGAAUGGGGUCGGGCUGGAGUUCAACCAUCUCUUCGGGUUCGGCGUUUUAGACGCCGGGGCUAUGACGGCGUUGGCUGCCAACUGGCGCUCUGUGCCGCCACGGUACCACUGUGAGGCAGGCUCCGUCAACACCCACACUAAAAUCCCGUCAGAGGGCAGCAUCUUCCUCCGCAUCGAGACUACGGCGUGCGGUGGCUCGCCCAGCGAAGUCCGCUAUCUGGAGCACGUUCAGGCCGUGGUCAGCGCCAACUCCACGCGCCGCGGAGAUCUAGAGCUGUUCCUCACCAGCCCCAUGGGCACCAAGUCGAUGAUACUGAGUAGGCGAGCCAACGAUGAUGACAGCAGGGACGGCUUCGCCAAGUGGCCGUUCAUGACCACGCACACCUGGGGCGAGUACCCGCAGGGCACGUGGACUUUAGAGGCUCGCUUCAAUGGCGGCUCAAGCCCGUCGCAAGCGUCCGGCUGGCUGCGCGGCUGGUCGCUGGUGCUGCACGGCACGCGCGCGCCGCCGUACGCGCAGCUGCAGCCGCAGGACCCGCACUCCAAGCUCGCCGUCGUCAAGAAGGCGCACGAGGACGCUCAGCAUUAGACAGAUCUAGACCGCCGUAGCCGAAGGGAAGAUCACGCCUGGCCGAGUGACAAUCGUUCGCAGGAAAUGCCAAAUUAAAACUUAAAUACAAUUAAUUAUUACCUCACUUUUCGUAGCUGUUAACUAGAUACAGCUUUACUUUUAGAUUGGCGUUAUCUAUAUACGAUUGUCUUCUUGGUUGUGGCUCCAUUUAUGCUCGGGUUUAACGUUAUCAAAGGAUUAGGAUGUGUAAAGAUGAAGAAUAUGAAGCUGUAUUGUCAAACGUCUAGUUUUGGCAACUAAAUUGACCGCACGAAUGUACGAACACUGUCAAUAAGAAUCGAAUGGAUUUGUCGACUUUAAACAUCUAAUACAAUGAGUACUAACCGUCCGCACCGUACAAUUGACAGAUUUUGACAUGCCAAAAUGUAAACCC